CUCCCCCUUUCUCCCCUCUCCUCUCUCUCCUCCUCGCCUCCCUGCAAUGACUCUGGGACCGCGCUCCCAGCCUUUUUCUCUCCGGCGCUGGCACGGCUCCUCUUUCCCCUCCUCCUCCUCCUCCUCCUCCCCCCUCCCUUCUUCCCUCCUCCCUUCCUUCCCUCCUUCCUUCCCCCGAAAGAGAGGAUCAGCCGCCCAGGUCUUGGCCGCGAGAUUUGGAUCGAAAGUUAAAGAGCGAGGCGUCGCGGGGAGCCCCGAAGUCUUUCCCAUAGAAAUCUAAAUACAGAGCGGGAGAGAGGAAGAGGAGCCAAAGCACCCUUCGCUGAAGCGGCUGCCAAGGAGGGCGAGCCAAGGCUCCUUCUGGGCAAGUUCGCUGCCCUUCGCCGAGAGGCGCCUCCCUCCUCUCCCGGCCCCCCGCCCUCCGUAUGUGGGAUCGGGGACCUUUUGGGGGGCCCCUGUUUCCGCGGGACCCCUCGGGACGCGCCAUGGAGGGGCAGCCGCCAAGAGGGGACCCCGCUCGAGGCGCCGAAGCCGUGUAGACGCCGCCCGGAUGCGGGGCUUGCCUAUGGACUCUCGCCGGAGAUCGACGCCCGCUUUCGGACCCCAGAGGCAGUAGGUUGGCCCCCGCUCUCCCGGACCUUCCUUGAAGAAGUCGAUGCCCGCCCGGUGGAUCUAUAUGUCCCAGGAGGAAGCCAGCGCCAGCCAAGGCCAAGCCGAGGGAGUGUGAGCCGGGAGGAUGCAGCCGCUCUACUGGUACGCCGUGCUCCUGCUGCAACCGGCUCUCUACCUGGUUACAUGUGCAAAUUUAACCAGUGGUGGGAAAUCAGAGAUACUAAAAACAGGCAGUUCCAAAUCCACACUAAAACACAUAUGGACAGAAAGCAGUAAAGACUUGUCUAUCAGCCGGCUGCUAUCACAGACUUUUCGUGGCAAAGAGAAUGAUACGGAUUUGAGCCUGAGGUAUGAUGCCCCAGAAACAUAUUCUGAGCAAGAUCUCUGGGACUGGUUGAGGAACUCCACAGACCUUCAAGAACCUCGUCCCAGAGCAAAGAGACGGCCGAUUGUCAAGACUGGAAAAUUUAAGAAAAUGUUUGGCUGGGGGGAUUUUCAUUCCAACAUCAAGACAGUCAAACUAAACCUGUUGAUAACCGGGAAAAUAGUUGAUCAUGGCAAUGGGACGUUCAGUGUUUACUUCAGGCAUAAUUCAACUGGCCAAGGGAAUGUAUCAGUGAGCUUGGUCCCUCCGACCAAAAUCGUGGAGUUUGACUUGGCACAACAAACAGUGAUUGAUGCCAAAGAUUCCAAGUCCUUCAACUGCCGCAUUGAAUACGAGAAGGUGGACAAGGCCACCAAGAACACUCUCUGCAACUACGACCCUUCAAAAACAUGUUAUCAGGAGCAGACCCAAAGUCACGUCUCAUGGCUUUGCUCCAAGCCCUUUAAAGUAAUCUGUAUUUACAUUUCCUUUUAUAGUACAGAUUAUAAACUAGUACAGAAGGUGUGUCCUGAUUACAACUACCACAGUGACACGCCUUACUUCCCCUCAGGUUGAAGUGGGCCAUGUGUCUGAGACUGGACCCUGAGGAACAAACAAAUUAAUAAUAAUAAUUAAUAAUAAUAAUUUAAAAAAGAAUAAAAGAGGUCAUACGACAGGGCUAUUACCUCAAAGAAGAAGGCCACAUCUCUUGCCUGGAAUGUGUCUACGCUCUGCUGCUGAUGUCAACUGGCUGCAAAUAUGUUAGUGGAAACCAAUUUAAUGUCAUUUCUGCCCAGUCAGCUCCAUGUAUCUCAGCCCAGUUGCAAAUCACUAUGGAUUUUAACUAAUGCCGCACACGGUUUCUCUCUCUAUCUCCUUCCUCCUCUUUGCAGCUUGCAUCUAUUGAGAUUCCUGUUAAGAGGGUUUUCAUUGUCUGAUGUAUAAUGUUUCAGGAUAACCUAUCAUCAAGCAAAAAGGAUUAACUAGACAGAGAAUGGUUUCUUAACAUAGACUGUUAUGGAAAUCUCCUUUUUAAGUCUCGAAUACAUGAUAAUCAAUAAUCCCCACUCAUGCAUUCUAUCAUUUGGAGUAGCUGUACUGGUAAAUAAUACUGUGUAGGAGUAAAUGCUUGUUAAAAUGGGGGCGGGGGGAUUGUGUGUCUAGAGUUCAGUAUUUCUCUUUAUAUGAACACAACAAAGUAUCGUGACUUUUCUCCAGCACACAGUGGGCACAUUCAAGGUUGUGUAAGGUGGUCCUUUUUCUGCUGAGGAAGCCUGUGAACUAAUAAAGAUGAGCAAACAUUUGGAAUUUACACGUGAACAGAUCUUCUGCUUUUGUAGUUGGGUACUCAUCACUGCAAACAUGUAGAGUCGACCGAGCCCAACCAAGAUGCCCUUCAGUCAUCGUGUAAGAAAGAAAAAAAAUGCUCACUAGACAACAUGUAAGUUGUAAGUGUCUGUCUUAUCUUUAUUACACAAUAUUGUAACAAAUUCAAUAAUCUAGUCUUCAUUUGUAUGAAUGGUUUGUAUUGUACAUAGUUUAACCUGUGUUAUUUGAGCUGCUUAUUAAUAUUAACUUGUAAUUGUCUCUCUGCUUGUUAUUGGUUAAAAACAAAAACAAGGGAAAUGAGGAAUUCGUUUUAUCAGUGUAUACGUAAACUCCAUUUAAGAAGACAGAAUUCUGUACAAAGCAUUUAUUCAGCUGGUAUUGUUGGAAGCUAUACACUUAACAACAUUUACAAUUUGUCUGUAUUUAGAUCUUUUAUUUCCAGGUGAAAAAAGAUUGAAAUGUAUAUAAAAAUAAAAUACUUAAAUUUGAGUUUCAA
Anolis sagrei ordinatus is the source of this 2801-nucleotide messenger RNA. It is a transcript of the gene NXPH1, whose product is annotated as neurexophilin 1. The record is from RefSeq and is a predicted model, not a curated record. Gene Ontology annotation, molecular function: signaling receptor binding. Lineage: Eukaryota; Metazoa; Chordata; Lepidosauria; Squamata; Anolidae.